Molecule: messenger RNA, 2019 nt
Organism: Anolis carolinensis (green anole)
Lineage: Eukaryota; Metazoa; Chordata; Lepidosauria; Squamata; Anolidae
Product: zinc finger protein 514
Exons: 2
Coding region: 648-1274 (208 amino acids)
Biological process (GO): regulation of transcription by RNA polymerase II
Cellular component (GO): nucleus
Molecular function (GO): DNA-binding transcription factor activity, RNA polymerase II-specific; RNA polymerase II cis-regulatory region sequence-specific DNA binding
Source: RefSeq, a predicted model, not a curated record
AACAAAAGGGGGAAAGCCUCUUUCAAAAGAACACAAGAAUAAGACAAAACUGAGCCAGACUGAUUGAAAUGCUAUUGCGCCUCUACUAAAAAAAAAAGGUUUAGGCAUUUCAUUGUUUGGGUGUGCAAUGUGCAUGCAUGCAUGAGUGCACCCAGAUCUGUUAACUCGGAUUAUUGCAGCUUUAAACAACUGCAGAAUUAAUUGCAGGUUGAUAUUAGUCUUUAACUCAGUGCUAUGGGGAUAAUGGGAGUUGCAGUUUAAUUUUGCUUUGGCAAAAUGUAGACCUUGUCAAACUACAACUCUCAUGCUUCCAAAGCAUUGCAGUUCAAGUAGAAUCAGACUGCAUUGAUUUUGUAAUGUAAAUGCAACCUGAUUUGUUCUCUGCUGCAAGCACUAUAUCCUCGAGGGAGAAAAAAAACACAUCUCUGCACUGAAAUGCCUGCUGGAGCCUUGGGAACUCUACUCCACUUGAAAGACUGGAGAAAAUAUCAGCCUGUGUUGGAUGUUGGGAUGCACAAAAGAUCCUAGGAUGGUUAAAGAGAUUUUAACUAUUUGUUCCAGGAGACAAUACAAACAGACAGCUUCAUGCAGGAGACGAUUUCUGUUACCUCUCCAUCUACAACAACCUUGACAACAAACUAAGCAGAAUGAAUUGUGAAAGAACGAACCCGGCCGAGAAACGGUACAAAUGCUCCGACUGUGGGAAAAGUUUUAAGAAACGAUCAGCGCUUCUCACGCACGACCGAACCCACACGGGCGAAAAGCCGUAUAAAUGUGCCGACUGCGGGAACAGUUUCAGCAACAAAUCCAGCCUCACUCGGCACAAGCGGAAACACACUGGUGAAAAGCCCUUUUGCUGUUUCAACUGUGGGAAAAGGUUCAGCCAGAGCUCCAGCUUGAUCCGGCACAUGAGAAACCACACGGGUCUACGGCCAUAUAUUUGUUCAGACUGCGGCAAGAGCUUCAAGCAGAGCUCCAGCCUUCUCGUUCACGGCAGGACCCAUACCGGAGAGACUCCGUAUAGCUGCUCGGUCUGUUCGAAACGCUUCUCUCAGAGCUCAAACCUGGUGAAGCAUGAGAGGAUCCACACUGGGGAAAAGCCCUACCGGUGCCCGGAUUGUGGGAACACCUUCAGUAACAAAUCCAGCCUGACCCGACAUAGAAGAAACCACACUGGCCAGAAACCCUACAAAUGCUCUCACUGCGGCAAAAGGUUCAAGCAGAGUUCUGGCCUCCUAAAACACGAGAGGACACAUGCGCGGCAGGACCUCUGAAAAUAUUCGGAUUCUGGCCAUUGCUUUGAGCCUGACCACACAUGAGUCAACCCAUAUGGGAGAGUCAGUGUAAAUUCCUCAGUAGGAAAAGAAAAGACUGUCUUUCAAACCGGAUAGAACAGUGAUUCUCAACCUGUGGGUCCCCAGGUGUUUUGACCUACAACUCCCAGAAAUCCCAGCCAGUUCACCAGCUGUUAGAAUUUCUGGGAGUUAAAGGCCAAAACAUCUGGGGACCCACAGAUUGAGAACCACUAGGAUAGAAGGAAUUGGGGUGAAGCUAUGUUUGUGAGCGAGGAAGACCUGCACAGCUCACAACUACCGUAUAUAUUUAUGUAUAAGUCAACCUCAUGUAUAAGUCGAAGGCAGGUUUGGAGGCAAAAUUUAAGGAUUUUGAUAUGAUCCAUGGAUAAAUUGAGGGUCAUUCCGCAAAGAGGAAAAAGCACCAAUGCCAUUUCAGGGGGCCACAUUGACCAACCAGAGAUUAGAAAAGGCCAAAAGUUGUGCCAAAGUCGAGAGUAGAGAGGGGAUAGCUACUUAUUUUAGGUUUUCCCAAGAUGGACUGAACUUCUUCUUUUGCCACUCUUCUCAGAGAAGAUGGUUUCUUUUUCAAUCAAAUUUAGCCCCCUUCUACACUGCCAUAUAAUCCAGAUUUUCAAAGCAUAUAAUCCACACAGGGCCGGCCCCACUCAUGCGGCAGCUGACGCCGCCGCCUCGGGCGCAGGCCCGGGGGGGCGCCGUCAGGCUG